This is a messenger RNA of Aspergillus wentii DTO 134E9, 1248 nucleotides long. RefSeq lists its product as uncharacterized. Gene Ontology annotation, biological process: L-aspartate biosynthetic process. Gene Ontology annotation, molecular function: pyridoxal phosphate binding; L-aspartate:2-oxoglutarate transaminase activity. Lineage: Eukaryota; Fungi; Ascomycota; Eurotiomycetes; Eurotiales; Aspergillaceae. The transcript is spliced from 5 exons. The coding region runs from base 1 to 1248 and encodes 415 amino acids. Gene Ontology annotation, cellular component: cytosol. The record is from RefSeq and is a predicted model, not a curated record.
AUGGGACAAACAUCCACAUCCAUCGUCGACGCCUCCGACGCAUCCCUCUUCUCAACAGCCCCAUACAUCCCCCCCGAUGCCAUCUUCGCCCUCACAGCAAAAUACCUCAACGACACCUCCCCCCAAAAGGUAAAUCUAGGACAAGGCACCUACCGCGACGAACAAGGAAACCCAUGGAUUCUGCCCUCCGUACGGAAAAGUCGAGAAAUCCUGACUGCCCAGAAUGUGAAUCAUGAGUAUUUGCCGAUUCUCGGCCAUGCGGGGUUUAGAAAGGCUGCGACGAGACUUGCGUUGGGAGAGAGGAUUUUCAAUGAACUCGAGAGUAAAAUUGCAAUCUGCCAAAGUCUCUCCGGCACCGGCGCCCUCCACCUCGCAGCACUUCUUCUGCGAUACUCUCAAAGCCCACUCCCAGAAGUCCUCAUCCCCCAACCAACAUGGUCAAACCACCACCAAGUCUUUUCAUCGCUCGGCUUCAAAUGCCAAUCCUUCCAGUACUAUGAUUCCAGCAGGCGAGAUCUGGACUUUGAAUCGUACAUCUCCACGCUGAGAUCUGCGACCCCACACUCGAUUGUUAUUCUGCAUGCGUGCGCUCAUAAUCCCACCGGCUGCGAUCCGAGUAAAGAGCAGUGGAGGGAAAUAGGGCGCGUCAUUAAAGAGAGACGCCUAUUUCCUCUGUUCGACUCGGCGUAUCUAGGCUUUAACUCGGGGAAUGUUGACGAUGACGCUUUUGCUAUUCGGUAUUUUGUUGAUGAGUUGAAGCUUGAGGUUGGGGGGUGUUUAUCUUUUGCAAAGAAUAUGGGGCUUUACGGCGAACGCGUUGGCUGCGUCUUCAUCAUCACCAAAACCGACGAUACAGCCAGAAACACGCAAUCUGUGCUUGAAAUGCUGCAACGGUCUGAAGUCUCCAAUCCGCCUGCAUAUGGAGCGAAAAUAGCAGCGACCAUUCUCGACGAUGAUAAAUUACGACAGAUGUGGUAUGAUGACUUGAUAACAAUGAGUUCGCGGAUUCGCUCCAUGAGGCAGGAGUUAUAUAACUACUUGAUUCAGUUUGGAGCACGGGGAACAUGGGACCAUCUUAUCCGGCAAUCAGGCAUGUUUGGCUUUCUGGGACUGUCGUCUGAAGUUGUUGUUCGAUUACGAGAGGAAUAUCACAUCUACAUGGCGGACAAUUCGCGCAUUUCCAUUGCGGGAUUGAAUCCGGGGAAUGUCGAAUAUGUGGCUCGUUCGAUUGCAGAGUGUUUGAAGUAG